AUGGUGUCGAAACGACGCGCGUCGCGUCCAUCGGUGGCGCUCGCGGACGCGAACGAGCGACCGCGGCGGGGGAAAACGCGCGCGACGCUCCGGAAAACGCCUCCGACUCCGAGAGGACGUCGACCGGAAGAUCAUCGCGAUGGAGGGGCGAUGCGCGGGGCGAACGCGGCCCGGGCGCGGGGGGAAACGAUGGAGGAAUUUUCUUCCAUCGCGGUCGCGAGAGGGGACGGGCGCGCGGGCGUCGUGCGCGCGUCAAAGGCGCGUGGAGUCGUCACGCGCGUUGACCGCGGAGCGAUCGCAUCGUCUCCGUGUCCGACGUCCGCGCGACGUUCGAGGGCGCGCGAGGGCGAGAGAGACGUCUUGGAACAAGAUUGUGUUCGUUCGAGACGCUCGCGUGGGCGCGCGGAGGCGAGCGAGGGCGCGCUCGGUGAAGAAAUCAACGGUAUAAGCGCUCGGCACCUGUUUCCUCGAGACAGCGACGGAAUUCCCGGCACCGAGAGGAGAGGUCUGGAGAACGACAGCGCCGAGGUCUCGGAGUGCGCUAUGAGCGAUUUGGACGAGAGCACGAUCGAGAAGUGGAUCGUGUUCGAAGACACGGACGUUGGUGUGAGCGAACGCGCGCGGGAGGCGGGCGUGAGCGAGAGACAACGUUCCUCGGCUGUCGCAGACACGGCGACGGGACUUGAGCGGUUCGAUUUUGAGGUUCAUUUUGAUGCGGUUUUCAUGGACAAGGCUUGGAGUGUGUUGAACUCGUUACCGUCGGUCGCUCCGGGGGUGAUGAUGAUGAUGCGUGAAAGCGAUACGGGCUUCGAUCGCGACGACGAGCCGUUCCUCUCUCCUGAGUGGCUCGAUCAUCGGACCGAGAGCACUGCCGAGAGCGAUAACGAGGGCGACUACGCCGAUGACGAGGACGCGAGCCGACGCUUCGCGGAAACUGUGCGCGAGAGUGCGUUCCUUCACGUCGAUGAUGACAGUUUUAUGAGCGGAGAAGCUCCGUUCGAUUACGUUCGCGGUCCGGCGGACGAUUUCCCCACCGAGCGGGCGACAGAUGCGCCGAAAGUGGACAUCGAUUUCGCCCUCAAGAGCGCGGCGUCGCUUCGCGACGACGAUCUCGAAGAAUAUGAGCGCGAAUGCAGCGCCAUGGAGCGUGAUUUGGUGCUCGAGUCUCAAGAACACUUCGCCACCAUCGCCGAUGGGCGCGUAUUCCGCGUCUCCAGCGAGCUCGUUGCACCGUGCGGAAAGGUGGCAAAACGCCAACUCGAGGACAGCGCUAAUGGAGAGGUCACCGAAGGUGAAGACUCCGAUGCUGACGUCGUCGCUCAAGUGAAGAAAGUAGACACGAAGAAACGCAGGCGUCGUGAGGAAGAGAUUUCGAUCAAACGUGCGAAGGCGUUCAAGACGAUAAGGAAGGACUACAAGGCGGUUCGUGCAACGGAUGUCUUCGUCAUGGCGAACGGCAAGAAGCAGCGCCGCGGAUGCUUGCACUGCGGCACGGUGAAAACGCCGCAGUGGCGUAUGGGACCGGAGGGUAAGAAGACACUUUGCAACGCCUGUGGCGUUCGAUUCAUGAAGGGCAUCCUGUAA
This is a messenger RNA of Ostreococcus tauri, 1584 nucleotides long. Its product is annotated as Zinc finger, GATA-type. Bases 1 to 1584 code for a protein of 527 amino acids. The record is from RefSeq and is a predicted model, not a curated record. NCBI's taxonomy places the organism in Eukaryota, Viridiplantae, Chlorophyta, Mamiellophyceae, Mamiellales, Bathycoccaceae. Gene Ontology annotation, molecular function: sequence-specific DNA binding; zinc ion binding. The transcript is spliced from 2 exons. Gene Ontology annotation, biological process: regulation of DNA-templated transcription.